Messenger RNA from Zeugodacus cucurbitae (melon fly), 2925 nucleotides. RefSeq names its product ankyrin repeat domain-containing protein 13C. Bases 175 to 1845 code for a protein of 556 amino acids. Gene Ontology annotation, molecular function: protein binding. The transcript has a single exon. The record is from RefSeq and is a predicted model, not a curated record. NCBI's taxonomy places the organism in Eukaryota, Metazoa, Arthropoda, Insecta, Diptera, Tephritidae. Gene Ontology annotation, cellular component: cytoplasm.
UUAGCAAAGAAAGUCAAAGCAACCCUGAAUACUUCAAAUACGAAGUAGUAGAAAAAACGGAGAUUCUGUUGUGAAAAUUCAAUAAAGUAUGAAGAAAGAUUAAAAAUACUAUUUGUUUUAAGUGUAUAGAAAAUUUUAUAAAACUAAAGAAUUCUUGAAGUGGUGAGCAUUUGUAUGUUAAAAACAAUGUCGAAGGAAAAGGUCGAAAGUCAUGAAAACAAACAUGCCGAACACAGAGCAGGUGGCAGUGGUAAAGGCGAACUAGGUGUGUGUCCUGAAUCUGAUUCUAAGGCUAGUUCGGAUGCUUCUAAAAGCAGUGUUGAUCGUGGAGGUGGAUGUAUUGAACCAACACAAAGUGCUUGUAGUGAAUCUCCCCCUUUCUUGUCACCCGCAGUAUCGUUAACACCAACUCCUACUGCAUCUCCUACUAUAGAGAGAGAAGUAUUGGGCGCUUGCUCAUCAAAUAUAUGUGAGAAUGAAGAGUACCCAUUACACAAAAGCGUUUUUCAAGGUGAUUUUAAAAGUUUGGCAAGAUUUCUUCAACGACCUCCAAAUAGCUGGCGAACUCCAGAAGAAAUCGGCAGUAAAGAUAAGCAUGGAAACACACCCUUACAUCUUGCAGUUAUGCUUGGAAGGAAAGAGUGUAUCAAUUUGCUGUUAUCCCAUGACGCUCCUGUAAAAAUAAAAAACAAUGAAGGAUGGUCGCCUCUAGCUGAAGCAAUUAGCUAUGGGGACCGACAAACUAUUUCCGCUGUGCUGUGUAAACUUAAACAGCAAUCCCGUCAGCAUAUGGAAACUCGUCGCGCGAAAUUAGUUCGAGCUCUUGAACAGAUGAAAGAUUUUUACAUGGAACUCAAAUGGGAUUUUGCUUCGUGGGUUCCACUUGUAUCCCGCAUGUUGCCGUCCGAUAUCUGUCGCAUUCACAAGUCAGGUGCCACUUUACGGCUUGACACUACAUUAGUAGAUUUCAAUGAUAUGCGUUGGGAGAGAGGGGACAUUUCUUUUAUUUUUCGUGGUGAUCGACCGCCUCAUGAAUCAUUAACUGUUUUAGAUAACGAAUAUGAGUGUUAUCAGCACGUUCGAUAUGAGGACACAGAUAUCGAAGACGAAGUAGAUGUAUUAAUGUCUACGGACAUUUUAGCUGCUCAAAUGUCAACGAAAAGCAUACAAUUUUCACGAGCUCAAAGCGGUUGGAUCUUCCGCGAAGACCGAAAAGAAUUAGUCAGUGGGCAAUAUCAAUGCGAUUUAUAUUCAAUACAGGGUCUUGUUCUAAAACAACGUAAGAGGCGAGAGCAUCUCUCACAUGAAGAUCUUCAAAAAAAUAAAGCUAUUGUUGAUACAAUAACACGAGGAGGUCGUCGUGCUAGCUUAACAAGUGCGAACGGGGAAGGUGGAUUAAAUGGAGAAUCCAGAAAUGGAUCUACAACUGAAAUGCCGCGAAGAAGUUCAUUGCAACCUCCCCCUCCGCCAACCAUAACAUGGGAAGAGUAUAUUAACACACCAAUAGGUAAAUGCCCCCAUUUGGGACGAGCACCAGUGCAUAAGCAAUCAAACAAGUCAUUAAGAGCCACAGUAGCUAUGAGUAAAGAUUUCCCGCUUAGCGUCGAAAUGCUAUUAAAUGUAUUAGAAGUGAUUGCUCCCUUUAAACACAUUAAUAAAUUGCGUGAGUUUAUUACUCUUAAAUUACCAAGUGGGUUUCCCGUCAAAGUAGAGAUUCCAGUUUUGCAUACUGUGACAGCGAAGAUCACUUUUCAAAAGUUUGAAUUUCGUGACAAUAUACCGGAAACACUAUUCGAUGUACCGUCACAUUACGUGGAGGAUGCACGUCGUUUCCCCGAUUUAUGACCGGCAACAACCCAGCAGCAACAAACGACGGAAAACGUCGAUUUAAACCGCAAUGCUACCAGCGAUAGUUCAAAGCCUACACUUACGAACAGAAGAAGUAAGACACAUGACCCUUUCGGUGAAAUAGACUAGUGGACAUUGGAGACAAAUAUAACACUGUGAUCAUCGCAUUGAUGCAUGAUAAUUAACAGAUCAUUCAAACAUUCUGAUGUUAGUCUCAUUAUUAUUUCAUUAUAAUAGUUUUCUAUAAAAGUUGUAUUAAAGACAAAUAUUAUUCGUUGCAUUUACGUUAUUUAAUUGUAUUGUAUAAUAUAUUACGCUCUUCAUGCAAGAACUAUGAUGCAAUUAUGUAUUUCUGACUACCAACCUAUAUUUACUGAAUAAGUGUGUAUGUCAUAGGCUCAAACAUUCUAACUGACAUUGUAAUUAUUGCUUGAAUUUGGUUAUUUACGGAUGUAAUUUCACACGAAUAACUUGCUACUAAUUUUCAGUACAACAAAUACAAAGUAUGCCGAAAUGUUUGUAUGUAUGUAUAUGGUUUUAUGACUUUGGUACAACAUUAGCCAUUUCCAACGCGUAAUCGCAUUGUGCAUGUAAAUCCUUUUGUAUAGUAUGUAAGUAAUAUUAAAUGCUUGCGCUUAAACCAGUAUGUUGAAAUGUUUAUGAAAUUAUUAUAAGAGUUUGUCAACUAUAGAUUUCGUUUUUAUGUUAUGAACAAUUUUAUUUUAUACAUGUAUGCUUGUUUGAUUGAGUUCAAAAGUGCUAUUAUAUAUUAUUGUUAUCAAGAGUUAUUGAUAGAAUUAAAGAUAACUGCAUGCAGUUAGUUCCUUCUAGACAUAUAUGUAUGUAUGUAUGUAUGAUUUUUUGUGUCUAAACUAUGUGGAAAAUGUUAUUACACUGCUAAUCGUUGACAUAUCUUCCCACCUAUUGAAUGAGCAUUCAUCACUUCUAUAAAUUAUAAAUUGUAACACAAUAAAAUUGCCAAGACCUCAUGAUAUAUUAAGUAUAUCUUUCGAAUAUGUAAAUGUUCAAGUUUUCUUUAUGUUAGUUCAUUUUAGCAAAGUAUAUGUUUUUAAAUAA